ACAUUGUGAAAUGCAACGAAGAAGACUGACACCCAGGUAGUCAGGGCUUGGAGUUCCAAGCAGGCUUUGUAUUUCGGUCACUGGGGGUAAACAAGGCUCCAGUAGGUCCAGUGAGCCUGAGUCUUCACAACUACAGGAAACGCCUUGCAGCUGCAUAUUAGCGUUAUCAGACUUAUAAUAUUAAAAUCUGUGCUCCGAUGUCAAGAGGAAAACUUUUAGGAGGACUGUAGUCAGUACCUCCAACAGGGCAGUCCGGAUCUUUUUGUUUUUGUUGUUCACCACUGGAGACAAAUGGUUUUUAAGUCAUGGAUCAAGGUGUUGUGGACAGUCCUGCGGUUACCCUUGUCAUCAGGGCACCCAACCAGAUGUAUGAUGACCAGACCAUCAACUGUUGCCAGAAUUGGACUGUGAAGAAACUUAAAGCACACCUGUCAGAUGUAUACCCAAGCAAACCAAGCUCCAAAGACCAGAGGCUGGUGUAUUCUGGGAAGCUGCUUUUGGAUCACUUUACCUUAAAAGAUGUGCUCAGAAAGCAGGACGAGUACCAUAUGCUCCAUUUGGUGUGCGCCUUACAAACCCCUCCCAGCUCCCCAAAGCCCCCCUGCGGCCGCAGUAACAAGCCUCAGGAGAACUCCGCCGGUCCCACGCCCCUUCGAAACUCUACUAGUCCUUCCACUGGUCAUCGUAGCCAGUCAUCUGCAGGAGAGAGCAGUGAUGGACUCAGACAGCGAUCUGGACCCUUCCCUUACCACCAGAUGUAUCCACAAUUUAUGAUACACAACUGGAAUCAGUACUCCCCACAGUCAGCUCCUCCCACAAGCAUGCCCGCCUAUUACAACCCCAUGACACUAAUGUGGUGGCAGCAGUUAUAUGCCCGGCAAUACUACUUGCAUUAUCAGUUACUGGCUGCCUCCUAUCAACACCACAGGCCAGACCAGCCCUCGACUCACUCUAACCAGCCCGAACCUCUGACCCAGCGACCUCAGGCGGCUCGGGGCCGUGGCAACCAGGAAGUCCAGAUGAACGCCCAGGGAGGAGAGAUUAUGAACGAGGAGGAGCUGAACCGGGAUUGGCUGGACUGGGUGUACACAUUUUCACGUGCUGCGAUCCUACUCAGUAUAGUCUACUUCUACUCCUCCUUCAGCCGGUUUGUCAUGGUGAUGAUGGCCAUGCUAGUGCUUUACCUGCAUCAGGCCGGCUGGUUUCCCUUCAACCUGGAGAAUGAACUCCCCGAAGACAGAGCAAAUCAGGCUGAUAUGGAGGGAGAGCUACAAAACCACGACUUACAGGAAAUGGAAGGAGUGAUGGAUGACGGCUCGGACGAUGAUGGGGAAAGCGGAGAGGAAGGAGCAGAGGAUCCAAACAGCGCCCCCCACGCAGGCUUCCUGUCCUCCACGUGGUCGUUCAUUGUAACCUUCUUCAUGUCCCUCAUACCAGAGGGACCGCCAAACGCUGCUAACUGAACCACGAGCUGCCACAGGAGUACUUUCUUUCUUUAAGAAGACGAGUAUCCUACCUGCUUAGGGAACCUUUAUUCUGUUGCAGUACAGUGUUGUAGCUUCCCCAAUAGUGUCCUUUACUACGUAUGUAAGACUGAGCCGAAACACAAAUGACUGAUUUAACC
This is a messenger RNA of Etheostoma cragini (Arkansas darter), 1624 nucleotides long. Its product is annotated as homocysteine-responsive endoplasmic reticulum-resident ubiquitin-like domain member 2 protein. The transcript is spliced from 9 exons. Bases 306 to 1463 code for a protein of 385 amino acids. Lineage: Eukaryota; Metazoa; Chordata; Actinopteri; Perciformes; Percidae. The record is from RefSeq and is a predicted model, not a curated record. Gene Ontology annotation, molecular function: protein binding. Gene Ontology annotation, biological process: endoplasmic reticulum unfolded protein response.